This is a messenger RNA of Sorex fumeus (smoky shrew), 2685 nucleotides long. RefSeq names its product glycerate kinase (gene GLYCTK). The transcript is spliced from 5 exons. The coding region runs from base 810 to 2384 and encodes 524 amino acids. The record is from RefSeq and is a predicted model, not a curated record. Gene Ontology annotation, biological process: protein phosphorylation. Gene Ontology annotation, cellular component: cytoplasm. Gene Ontology annotation, molecular function: glycerate kinase activity. NCBI's taxonomy places the organism in Eukaryota, Metazoa, Chordata, Mammalia, Eulipotyphla, Soricidae.
CGGGCUGCCGCAGGCCUUAAUGCCUUGCUUCACCACCUGAUAUCGCGGGGAGCCGUUUCCCUUGUGAAGGUUGACGGUCCGAGCCAAGGAGACGUCACUUCCGGGGCAUAUGAGUCUUGACUGCCUGAGGACAUGAACCCGUGCAGGCCUGAAGCUCUGAGACUCUUCAAGCUGUGUGUGCUGAGGAUGUGCUCUUGCCCAGUGUGCCCAGCGGAGCCUCCAGCUUUCCCACAGACACCUCGCCCUCCCCUGACUCUCUAGCCCAGAGCCAGGAACUAAUGUCAUUAAGCAGACUGGAAGGCAGCAGGCUCAGGGGUCAGCUGCUGGGACUGCCUGCAGCCUCCUGCCAAGAAAGGCCAGGCAGGCGUGCCAGAAAGGCGUGUUACUCCUGGGUGAGGGCUCAGAAGUCCAGGGUGUAAGGGGGCAGGCAGGAGGCCUCUGAUAGGAAUUGUUCCCUCUGUGAAUGAUUAGCUUUCAGCCAGAGAGAGUGACCAAGAGGAGGGCCAGCUAAUAGGACCUUUGGACUUGGAGCCGAGUGUCCAGCAGCCUGUGCAUAGUCUGCCGAGGAGGAGGACAUGGAGAGGGAGCAAGACACGGCUCCAAGGACUGAAGCCACAUCUGGCAGCUGUGGGCCUCAGGAAAUCUGUAGGGACCAGCAGAUGGCCUGUCCUUGCAGCAGCAGCUGUGGGAUCCCCCAGUCCUGAGCACUUGAGGUUUGGCUCUGUGGCGGGCUCCUGUCUGUGGCCUGGCUGCAGCCUUUUUCCCCUUGGGCAGCCAUGGGUGCCGAGAGGUGCUGAGUGCAGUGGGGCAUGGCUGCAGCCUUGCAGGUCCUGCCCUGCUUGGCUCGAAUCCCUUUACGCUGGCAGUUCUGGGGGACCCCAGCGGUCCGAUUAGCCAGCAGCAUGGCUCUGGCGGACCAGGCACAACUGCUGUUUGCAAGCUCUGUGAGUGCCGUGCUGCCAGGCCCCAUGCUGCACCGGGCACUGUCCUUCGACCCUGCUGGUGGGCAGCUGAAGGUGCGGGACCGGAGCUUUCAGCUGCAGCGAAACCUCUACCUGGUGGGCUUCGGCAAGGCGGUGCUAGGCAUGGCGGCUGCAGCCGAGGAACUGCUGGGCCAGCAUCUCGUGCAGGGUGUGAUCAGCGUGCCCAAGGGGAUCCGCGCUGCCCUGGAGAACGCUGGCAAACAGGAGAUGCUGCUGAAGCCGAACAGCCGUAUCCAGGUAUUUGAAGGUGCAGAGGACAACCUGCCCGACCGUGAUGCUCUCCGGGCCGCACUGGCCAUCCGGCAACUUGCUGAAGGCCUCACAGCUGAUGACCUGCUCCUUGUGCUUAUCUCAGGCGGGGGCUCAGCUCUUUUGCCCGCACCCAUCCCACCCAUCACCCUGGAGGAGAAGCAGACACUCACCAAGCUGCUGGCAGCCCGCGGAGCCACCAUCCAGGAGCUGAACACCAUUCGGAAGGCCCUGUCCCAGCUCAAGGGCGGGGGACUGGCACAGGCCGCCUACCCUGCCCAGGUGGUGAGCCUGAUUCUGUCCGAUGUGGUAGGGGACCCUUUGGAAGUGAUCGCCAGUGGCCCCACCGUGGCCAGCGCCCACAAUGUGCAGGAUUGUCUGCACAUCCUCAACCGCUACGGGCUACGUGCUUCCCUACCACGCUCAGUGAAGACGGUGCUGGCUCAGGCUGACUCCGACCCCCGGGGCCCGCACUCCUGUGGCCAUGUCCUCAACGUGAUCAUUGGUUCCAACUCGCUGGCUCUGGCUGAGACCCAGCAGCAGGCCGAGGCCCUGGGGUACCGGGCAGUGGUGCUGACCACAGCCAUGCAGGGUGAUGUGAAGUGUGUGGCCCGGUUCUACAGGCUGCUGGCCUGCGUGGCUGGAGCCCGUCUCUCCACAGAGGCUGGGGCUGAAGCCUCCAUGGAGGAGGAAGCAGAGCUCCGUGAGCUGGGGGCUGAGCUCCAGCUGCCAGACCUGCAGCUGAAGGACGCCCUGGAGGCCGUGGCUGAGGCUCGGGGGCCCAUCUGCCUACUGGCUGGCGGCGAGCCCACGGUCCAGUUGCAGGGCUCAGGCAAGGGUGGCCGGAACCAGGAACUGGCCCUGCGGGUGGGAGCAGAGCUGGGGGGACGACCCCUGGGGCCUGUCGAUGUGCUAUUUCUGAGUGGGGGCACCGACGGGCGGGAUGGCCCCACAGAGGCUGCUGGUGCUUGGGCUACACCGGAGCUGGCCAGCCAGGCUGCUGCAGAGGGCCUAGACGUGACCUCCUUCCUGGCUCACAAUGACUCUUACACCUUCUUCUGCCGCUUCCAGGGCGGCACACACCUGCUGUGCACAGGGAUGACCGGCACCAAUGUCAUGGACACCCACAUCCUACUCCUGCGGCCACGGUGAAGCCUUAGGGGUUUCUUUCUUUGGGAGUCCAGAGGUUCAGGUCCUGGGGCAGCCAAGGGCAUCAGCCGCCUUAGAGUCCCUCCUCCACUUAGCCCUUCCACAUCCCACCCAGGGCCGCUGCUCCGUAUUCACCACUUCAGGCCGACUAGCAGGCUCAGCUCUUCCUGUCCUGCUCUCCUGGCAGGGGUGCCUCUGAGGACCUUUGCUCUUGACCGUGUUCUCCCCUGGGCAGUUGUGCUACUGAGCUUGUUUUUCCUGCAGGGUAAGACAAGGACUGAAAAUAAAAAGGGCCAUGUGCUUU